AUGGAUCUCACGGAUGACGCAGAUGAUCAGGGCAAGAAAGCAUCGAAAUCUGAUACGCAUUUAGAAUCUACAGAAAGUGGAAGUAAACGGAAAAGACUGUUUAAUAAAGAACUUAGGUGCAUGAUGUAUGGCUUUGGGGAUGAAGCUACUGCGUAUACGGAAUCAGUGGAUAUGUUGGAAGAGAUGGUGAUAGAAUUCAUAUCGGACACGACAUUGAAGGCCUUAAACGUUGGAAAGAAAGGAAAGAUUCACGUCGAAGACAUUAUAUACGUUAUUCGUAAUGAUCCGAAAAAAUAUGCUCGAGUUAAGGAUUUAUUGACCUUAAAUGAGGAGCUCAAGAAGGCAAGAAAAGCUUUCGAUGAUCGCCAAAUGCUAUCUAUAGAUCAAUAA
Molecule: messenger RNA, 390 nt
Organism: Trichoplax adhaerens
Lineage: Eukaryota; Metazoa; Placozoa; Uniplacotomia; Trichoplacea; Trichoplacidae
Exons: 6
Coding region: 1-390 (129 amino acids)
Biological process (GO): transcription by RNA polymerase II
Cellular component (GO): transcription factor TFIID complex
Molecular function (GO): protein heterodimerization activity
Source: RefSeq, a predicted model, not a curated record